Messenger RNA from Puntigrus tetrazona (Sumatra barb), 1577 nucleotides. Its product is annotated as GTPase IMAP family member 8-like. The coding region runs from base 156 to 1577 and encodes 473 amino acids. NCBI's taxonomy places the organism in Eukaryota, Metazoa, Chordata, Actinopteri, Cypriniformes, Cyprinidae. The transcript has 6 exons. Gene Ontology annotation, molecular function: GTP binding. The record is from RefSeq and is a predicted model, not a curated record.
GAACGUGAGCGCGUGUAUAUGAAGUGGCUACAGGUGUUGAUGGUUAGUUAUCGGGUGACUGGGAUCCUGACCAUGUGACCGGCUCGUCUCGACAGCUGUCCCGCUCUGUCCGUCCAAUUGACUUUCGCUUUCGCGUGAGAAACGCAACCUUUCAAAUGGCGUCCCAAGAAGAAACGAAGAUAUCAACGAAAAGAAGCAGCAUGAGUCCUCCUCCAAACUUGUCUGAAUUAAGGAUUUGGUUGUUGGGAGAAGACUGUGCUGAUAAGAGUUCAGUGGGAAACUUGCUCUUGGGAAGAAAUGAAUUUGGAAGAGAAGCUUCAGCUGAAUCAGGCAGAGGACAGAUUAAGGAUCAAAGCAUAUCUGUGGUCAUCACACCAAAUCUGUUUAAAAGAGACGUUCCUUCAGAUGCAAUUACUCAUGAACUAAAAAACUGUGAGGCCAAGUCUGCUCCAGGUCCACACGUACUUCUGCUAAUUCUGCAACCAGAAAUGUCCAAAGAGAAGGUGAACUAUAUGAGUAACACCAUGAACUCCUGGUCAAAGCACACAAUGAAUCAUACUCUGGUAGUGGUGAUGGAGGGAGAGAAGAAAAUCAGUACUUCUAAAGAGGAAAAACUUCAACAUUUAUUUAAAGAAAAAUGCCACAAAUUAAACGCAUUAUUGACAGAUCAACACAGUUUAGUCACUGAACUAUUUGACAAAAUCAUGAACUCGGUGAAGAAGAAUGAAUGGAAUUAUCUCAUCUUUGAAAUAUAUGAAUCACCACCAGAGAUGCCACAAAAGAAAAAAGCCAUGGAGAAAUUUGCAGGAUUUUCAUCAGACUUUAAACACAAAAUUGCAUCAAUUGUGCAAACAUCGUCUCAGAGCACAAGAAACAAAGAAAGGCCUGUUCUCAAUUUGGUGAUGUUUGGAAGUAACAGAGCUCAGAAGACUUUAGCUGUGAACACAAUACUGGGCCUCAGAGAGUCUGCAGAAUUGUCUGAAUCUGAAAGCCAUCAUAAAUGUGUCAGGAGAGACGGUGUGAUAUGUGGACACAAGGUCACCCUGGUUGAGAUGCCGAAGCUAAACAAAACAUCUAUUUCUCAGAAGGAAAUGCUGCAAGAGUCUUACAAUGCUCUGUCUUUAUGUUCAUUUAACAUAAACGCAUUUCUCCUGGUCCUCACUGUUGAUUCUCUCACUGACGAUGAUAAAGGAGAAUUUAAAUUAAUGAGUGAAAUUUUCAACACAGCUGAUGAGAAGUUCUGGAAUUGUCUGAUGAUAAUUUUCCUAUAUGAAGGGAACAGAGAGGACAUGAUUGCCAAUGAAUUCAUACAAGAAAACAAAGACAUUCAGACAUUACUGAAGAAAUGUGGGAACAAACAUUACAUACUCAGUGUUAAACAAAGACCUGAUAGUGCACAGCUUUUAGAAAUGCUUCAUAUGAUUUAUACAGUUACUUGUUACUCAUUGGAAACAUAUCAGCAGGCUCAAAUGGAUGAUAGACUUCAACUAAAGGCCAAAAAUAAACAAUUAGAGGAAGAAAUCAGAACGUUGAAAAUGAUUAAUGAAAAGAAAGGUAACUCAGAUGACAGAAAGUGA